CGAUAUCAUCAAUGAAGGGGGCACCCAAAUCAAAGGUCUUUUUGGAAAAGUGGCUGGAUACUUUCAAGAGUUUGAAUGCUUUAGUUCCGUUUCGACUUGAAGACGUAAAUGGAAAAGGAAAGACUCCAAGGCAAGUCCAUAAUGAACAGUACCAAGCCCUGGUGAAAGGAAUGUCUUCAAAAGGAGGAUACGAAUCACAAUUGUUAGAUGAACUUGCUAAGGCCCUGAUCUACGCAGCUGAAGCUUAUCACACCCGAGGCGCCAUACGACAUGUGGUGGGGGGCACACAAAUGAAGGUGAUUGAUAUAUCGAAAUCGCUUUCACUCAUGGACCUGUGGGUGUCCAUGAUCGAAAACUGGGGAGAGUCAAACAAGGAGUUCAGCCAUUGCCUCACGGCUCCUCUGGAGGUGUGCUUCCUUAAGAUGAGUAAGUACCUGUGGAGGACGUUCAACGCCAUGAAUUUAAUCCGCCCAAAAAUAAAACAGAAUCUCAGACCAGGUUUGGUGCACUUUGGAGGGGCUUAUUCCGAUCCUGAAUACGCGAUGAAAAUGUGGCUUGACUAUAAAAGGCAAGGAAAGACUGCCAUUCCCAAGCAACAGAACCAUGUUAUGCAGUUUCUGCGACAAUUCAAAUGCGACGAAGCUCAAAUCGGUCAGCCGAUUUCGUCGACUUGCAUGGAGAAGAUGAAUAANAGUAGAGAGAGUGGGAAUUUGACAGCAGUGUCUCAUCAUAAUGAGGUGUUUUACAAAUUCAAGUCAAAGAUACCGAAUGGUUUUACUUGUGUCUUAAAAAUACAAUGUAAGGGCCUGCAAAUUUCAGUGUCCUUUAGUAAUUACUUUUUUGCUAUUCAAAAUGUGGUCCCUUUUGUUACUAAAUAG
Molecule: messenger RNA, 878 nt
Organism: Stylophora pistillata
Lineage: Eukaryota; Metazoa; Cnidaria; Anthozoa; Scleractinia; Pocilloporidae
Source: RefSeq, a predicted model, not a curated record